Molecule: messenger RNA, 2276 nt
Organism: Syngnathus acus (greater pipefish)
Lineage: Eukaryota; Metazoa; Chordata; Actinopteri; Syngnathiformes; Syngnathidae
Product: E3 SUMO-protein ligase ZBED1-like
Exons: 2
Coding region: 288-2000 (570 amino acids)
Molecular function (GO): DNA binding; protein dimerization activity
Source: RefSeq, a predicted model, not a curated record
ACGUAACGGAGCUUGCAACAGGACAGAUGCUGCUCAUCUCUUUCAUUCUUUCUCACGCCCUCUCUCCUGGUUCGGUUAGAUUAAAUUAUAUAUUAUUAUUAUUUUAGGGCAGAAACGAUUCAUCGAGUACCUCGAUUACCAAAAAAUGAUCCAGAAAUUUUCUCUGCCUCGGGUACUCGUUUAUUUAAUUGUAAAGGUCAAGUCAUGGUUUCGCACUGAUUAUUUUCAAUGUGACACACUGCGCUUACGCCACCGACGUUGUGUUUGCGGAGCGGGAAAAAUGGAAGAUGAGAAGGGAAAUCAUGAGAAAACCAGGAAGAAAAAACGACCAAAAAUGUCGAAGCGCAUCACAACGGCCACCGGACUGCUUUGGCCGCCCAGCUCUGUCAUGCACCGUUGAAGAAGCCGCCUUGCUCACAGACAGCAUUUUGAAAAUGCUCGUCACUGACAUGCGCCCACUGUCUAUGGUGGAAGAUGAGGGAUUCAAAAAGAUGAUUUCGGCUUUCAACCCAAAAUACAGCAUGCCGGCCAGAUCUCAUUUCACAAGUCUGAUGGAAAAGAAGCACCAACAAAUAACAGAGAAACUGAAAACAGUCCUUCAGGACACGGAGAGUGUAGCAUUGACUACAGACGUCUGGACUAGUGUGGCUACGGAGAGCUAUCUCAGAGUGGCCUGUCACUUUGUGGGGGAAGAUUGGCAGAUGAAGUCCUUCUCUCUAACAACAGGGCCUCUCAAAGAGAAUCACACAGCUGCUGAUAUUGCAGACUUGCUGGAGGAGACCACUGACAAAUUUCAUAUCCCCUUCCCAAAGGUGAAGGCGGUUGUCCAUGACAACGGGGCCUCUGUAGUUGCAGCAGCAGCCAUUUUGAAGGAGAGGCACGGCUGGGCUUCUGUGAGAUGCUCCGGGUACGUUCUGAACUCGGUUGUCCAGAGCACGCUGAAAAACAGUCAAACCAUUGCUAAUUGUGUGGCUUCUGCGAGAACCCUGGUCGAACACUUCAAGAAGAGUGAGGUGGCCUGUGCCAAACUUCAAGAAAUGCAGAAACAAAUGGGAAUGCCACCACUGAUGUUGAUUCGCGAUGUAAGUACGAGGUGGAACGGCACAUAUCACAUGCUGUCCAGGCUCCUUGGACAAAGAUGGCCCGUGGCUGCGGCUCUUUCUGAUCUUGCAGUCAAUCCAAAUGGCAAACAACUCCACCUGGAUCUUAAGCAAGAGCAGUGGAACCUCAGUGAGGAGCUGACCCGAGUUCUCGGGCCAUUCGUAAGUGUGACAGAGUUUCUGCACGGGGAACAAUAUGUCACUCUCUCUUCUCUUCCACAGCUGGUGCACAACCUCAAGAAGGCAACACUGAGUUCAACAUUUGAAAGUGAUUCAGUAAAGGAAUUCCAAGCCCAGGUGAUAGAACAGAUCGCGGAGAGAUGGCAAAAAUUGUUUUCUUUUCAGCCUGAGGCUCCUAACACCGUCCUCCUGGCUGCCGCCUUGGACCCACGCUUUCGAAAACUCAAGUUCUUGCCUGCUGAAGAUGUGUUCAAGGUCCAAAGUAAAAUCCAAUCCAUGGCUCUAGCGGUCAUAAAGGAAGAAAGACAGUCCAAUGAAAGUGGAAACCAAGCCGCCGCCACGUUAGAAAGCCGUUUUGCGCCAAAGGACGGAUCGUUCACCAACACUAUUCUGGGAUCAUCGUCAGACUCUGACAACAGCGAUGAGGAGGACGAGGAUAAGCAGCAAAGUCACACAGUGCAGAAGGAAGUCUUGCAGUACUUUGGAGAACUUCCGCUCUCCAAGAAGGACAAUCCACUGCUAUGGUGGAGAACUAACGCAACUCGAUAUCCCACCCUGGCAAAGCUGGCCAAGUCUUUUUUGGGUAUUCCAGCAACACUGACGCCGUCGGAGCGUUUGUUCUUUGCUACUGGGAACAUCGCCUCGAGACGGAGGGCCAGUCUUAGUUCUGAGCAUGUGGAUAUGUUGACUUUUCUCCAUUGUAAUCAUGGACUUUUGUAAAUGUGUCAAGAAAAGCUCGCAACUCUGUCUAGUUUGUUUUGUGAAUAUGGCGCGUUAACACUACAAGUGGCCUAGUAUCUAUUUUUUUAUUUAUAUACAUUUGCUCUGUGUACAGUUAAAUGUCACUUUUAUUUAUUUUGUUUUUUUGCUGACUUUUUUGUUCAUUCUUGCAUGAAAUGCACAAGUGGCCAAUUUGAAUGAAAAGGGAUUCAUUUUGGAGCCUGGAAUAGAUUGCGUUUUUUUUCUUUCAGGAAUAAAUUGGUUUUGUCUAUUUAA